AUGAAUAAGAUCAGUUGUUUUGUUUAAAUCUAUUCCUUUGAUGCUAAUGAUUAAAACUAAGAUUGUAUAAGUUUUGUUAUUAUUUUAGGUUGGAAUAUCACAAAUUUGCAAAUCGCAAUGUUCAGAACUUGCAACUUCGAAUUCAUUUUUGGUGGCCCCAAGAGUUUUGGAAUGAAUACUUAGAUUACAAGAUUUUUUAAUGACCUUGAUCCUCAUCACAUGUUGAAAAUUGAAAUAGAGCUAUGGAUGUAAUUUUCAUCUUUAACUUUUAGUAUAGAUAAAUGGACUUUAGAUUCAAUAAACAUUGAAAUUGAUAAUACUUUGCAUUUCUAAAAAGCUUAUCGACAUUCUGGUUUAUUUCCUGAUUAUUGUGGUACUGGGAGCUUGUAUGAUGAUGAUGAUGAUGAAUCUAUUUAUAAUGAUGAACUUGAUUCAAUAUAGUUUACAAUUCCUCAUACAAAAAGAAGUGCUUGGGUACAUAUUUAUACAUAAUAUAUAACUAAUGAGAAUGUAAAACUGAAAUUUUAUAAAAGUAAUCAUGGGGCAUUAAAACAUUUAAAUUAAGUAUAGAGAAAUGUCCAGAUGAAUGUCUUGCAUGUUCAGAUAAUGAAUAUCCAGAAUGUUUAAAAUGGCUCAAACAUACAUAAUCUUUUUAAUAAUCUUUAAUUAGUGGAUUUGAUUAAUGGGAUGAAUUGGGAUUUCCAUUAAAUAUUUGGCAAUCAGAUUAAUGCUCAAAUUGUGAUUAUAUUUAUGGUAUGAAAUUUAGAAGACGUCUAUAUUUGUAAAAAAAAUAAUAAAUCCUUUUAAGAUUAUUUAAAUUUGAUACAAAUAAUUUUUAAAUUUGCUUAAAUAAUAAUUAAUACAAAAUUAUUUACAAUUAAAAUGGGCAUAUAGAAAUUUUGAUAGAUGAUUGGUAAGGUGUAAUAUCAGAGAUACUAAUUGAAUCCUUAUAAAUGGAAUUAUAUAUAAGAGAUAUUGAUAUAUAUGUAGCAGAUUUUGAGGAAAAUUUCAUCGUCUCUUUCCUUCCUGGUUGCAUGUUUUUUAUUUAAGAAAUAUGUAAUUCAUGUUAUAAAGGUUGGAAUUUUAUUGAACUUAAUAAUAUUUGUUAACCAUAAUGUGGUGAUAAACUUAUAGUAGGAGAGGAAUAAUGUGAUGAUGGAAAUGAUAUAUCUUAUGAUGGAUGUUUUGAAUGUAAAUUUUAAUGUGAUCAAAACUGUCUUGUAUGUUAAUUUGGCAAAUGUUUGGAAUGUUUAAGCAAUUUUGAAUUAAAUGAUGAUUAUUAGUGUUUACCUGUUUGUGGAGAUGAAUUUUUAGUUCCAUAUACAAAAGAAAAAUGUGAUGAUGGUAAUAAUUUAGAAGGUGAUGGUUGCUAUAAUUGUAAUUUUGAAUGCGAUUAGGGUUGUAAUAUUUGUUAUUUAAAGAAAUGUUUAGAAUGUUAAAGAGGAUUUCAAUUAAUAGAUGAUUAAUGCAAUCCCUAAUGUGGAGAUAAGAUUGUAAUUAUUGGUUUUGAAGAUUGUGAUGAUGGUAAUUUAAUACCAUUUGAUGGAUGCUUUGAAUGCAAAUUCUAAUGUUUUGAAGGUUGCAUCAACUGCUAUGAAGGAAAAUGUAAUGAUGAUUAAUGUGAAAAAGGAUAUAGAUUAAUUGAAAAUGAAUGUGUUUCAAUUUGUGGUGAUUAAUAUGUCACUUUAUAAGAAGAGUGUGAUGAUAGUAAUAAUAUUGAAUAUGAUGGCUGUCACAAUUGUAAAUACUAAUGUCCUUUGAAUUGUUCUGAAUGUUAUUAAGGUUAAUGUCUUUUUUGUGAUGAAUAAUAUGAACUUAUAAAAACUGGUUAAUGUUAAGAAAUUACAAUUUUAUUUGAGGAAAAUGAUAUAGUUAUGUGUUAUGAUGGAAAUGAUUUACCGAAUGAUGGUUGUUACAAUUUUAUGGUUGAAUUCAAUUGGGUAUGUUCAGAGUAUUCAAUAGAUAUUCUUAGUUAAUGUACUUUUAAUGUAAAUCCAAAAUUAAUACUUACAUUCUUAAAUUAUACAUCAGAUAUAUAAUAUGUUAGGAUUUAAUUUAAUGAAUAAGUUAUGACUACAUCUGAAAUGGUACUUAGUGAUACAAUAGAAAUAAAUGUUAUAAAUGUUACAAAUGAUAAAUAACAAUUAAAUAUAUCUAUUAUUUAAGAAGCAGGUCCAUAAAUUUCAAAUCCAGACUAUGUUAUUGCUAUUUAAAUAUUUACAUUACUUGAAUUCAAACCAAUACUAUAGAUCAAAUUAAAUUAAUUAAUUGUUAAUUAAUAUGGAGGGUAAGUAACUCCUAAUGAUCAUUACAUUACCUUAAAUAAACCCAAUUAUUUAGAUGAAGUCUAAACUGCCUAUUCUAUUAAAUUGCAACAAGUCAAUAAAUCUAUUAUAUAUACUGUUUUAGGUAUUGCAAUAGUAUCCCUUUUGUUUGGUUUAUCUGAAUUAUUUUUAUAAAUUAUCAACAUAUUGCAGUAUCAACAAUAUUUAAGGUACUUGAAUCUAGAGUUUCCAAAAAACCUUUUGAUAUAUUUUGAAUUAGGUGAUUUGUUAUAGAGUUAAACUUUAAUGGAUUAUUUUAGUAUCUAAAACUUUUUUUCUUUUUUCUAAGUAGAAUCUAACUUUAAAUCUUCUUAUGAAAAAUUCGAUUACUAUAAACUGAAUGCUGAUCUCCUUGAAAAUAUAUAGUGGUAGAUAUUUUAAUGUGUAAUUUGUUUACUUUUAAUAUCAAUUAUUAGUUUGUUGAAAAGAGUUUUUUAUUAUCACAUAUUUACAAAUUCAUUUGUUAAAAAAAUGUCUAUUUUCUCUAAAUGUAUUAAAAAUUAAUAUGUUGCAAAAAUAUCUAAUGGAUUAUACAAUUUAGCAAAAUCACUCUUAAGCAUAGAAUAAUUUGCCACUUUUAAUGGUGUCAAAAAAUUGUUAUUAAUUAAUGGAUGGGAUUUGCUCUUUAAAACUUUGUUAUAUCUUCAAUCAAUAGAUUCUAUUAACGUAAGAGAUAGUAUUUCAAUUGUAAUAAGUAUAUGCAUCCUUAUAGCUUAUUUUUUAAUAAUAAUUUCAGCUUGUAAUAGAGAGACUUCAAUUCAAAAUGGAAGACACAAGAUUUUAUAAGUAAAAAGAUAUGAAAUUUUAAAUUUGUUAAGAUAAACAUGUUUUCUUAUGAUCUUAGUAUUCUUAUAAAAAUAAGAGAUUUUAUAGAUUAUGCUAAUUACAUUCAUUUGUAUUUUGUGUCUCAAAAUUGUUUAUAAUUAUCGCAAAGUUUUUUAAAUGUAAAACUUUUUAGUAUAAUUUAUUGUUGAAGGAUCCAUAAUAUUGUUUACAUUAACAUCACUUGUAUAUGUAAAUGAUUAUGAAAUGCAUAUCAAUUAAGAGUUAAAAAUUAAAUUUGGUUGGUUCCACAUAAGUAUUCUCUCUAUUGGUCUCAUUGUGCAAUUGAUAAUGAUUAUAUAAGAAAGGAUUUGUUCUUUUUAUAAGAAAUACUAGUAAGGAAAAGAAAAAUUCAAAUAAAUUCGAAAAAAUUCUCAUUUGAUUUUAGUAGAAAUAAAACAUCGUGUUAUAAUUUAAAAUGUAUGA
Paramecium primaurelia is the source of this 3572-nucleotide messenger RNA. The record is from the annotation of a GenBank genome assembly. NCBI's taxonomy places the organism in Eukaryota, Ciliophora, Oligohymenophorea, Peniculida, Parameciidae.